This is a messenger RNA of Benincasa hispida (wax gourd), 1569 nucleotides long. Its product is annotated as Oxidoreductase family protein. Lineage: Eukaryota; Viridiplantae; Streptophyta; Magnoliopsida; Cucurbitales; Cucurbitaceae. The record is from RefSeq and is a predicted model, not a curated record. Gene Ontology annotation, molecular function: nucleotide binding.
UCCGACAAAUUAUGAUUCAGCAGAUAUAACUUGGAAUAUACGGAUACCUAGUUAAUUUUUCCAAUAAAUUUAAUUUCAUACACAUCCGGUUACCUGUUCUCUCCUUUAUCUCCAUCACACUUUCCAGCAACGUCCAAACCUCCGGGCCGCAGACAUGGCCGACACAAUCAUCCGUUUCGGAAUCAUCGGCGCCGCCGAGAUUGCUCGGAAAGUUUCACGAGCUAUUGCUCUUGCUCCCAACGCCACUCUCUUAGCAAUCGGCAGUCGUUCACUUGAAAAGGCCUCGAAAUUUGCGUCCGAUAAUGGGUUCAGUCCUCAGGUCAAAAUCUAUGGUUCUUACGAAGCUGUACUCGAUGAUAACGAAAUCGAUGCCGUCUAUAUCCCCCUUCCGACUGGUCUUCACUUGCGCUGGGCCGUGCUCGCCGCCGAGAAGAAGAAGCACGUGCUCCUCGAGAAGCCUGUAGCUCUUAAUGUAGCUGAGUUUGACAAGAUUCUCGAAGCGUGUGAGGCCAAUGGAGUGCAGUUCAUGGACGGUACCAUGUGGAUGCACAACCCUCGUACGGCCAAGAUGAAGGAAUUUCUUUCCGAUGCAGACAAGUUUGGCCAGCUCAAAUGGGUAAACAGUAUUUUCUCUUUUGCGGCUGAUUCUGACUUCUUAGCUAAGGAUAUUCGUGUGAAACCCGACCUUGAUGGUCUUGGUGCUUUGGGUGAUGCCGGAUGGUACUGUAUUCGCUCGAUCCUUUUUGCUGCCAACUUUGAACUACCUAAAAGAGUAAUUGCCUUGCCUAAUCCUGUUUUGAACGAAUUGGGCGUGAUUUUAUCAUGUGGAUGCUCUCUUUUUUGGGAUGAUGGGAAAGUAGCAACCUUCCAUUGCUCUUUCUUGUCAAACUUGACCAUGGAUAUGACUGCCAUAGGAACAAAUGGGACAUUACAUCUUAAUGAUUUCAUUAUACCUUACGUAGAGAAGGAGGCCUAUUUCUCCACCAGUUCGAAAUCCGGGUUCACUGAACUCGUGACUGGUUGGGAACCACUACCAAGCAAACAUAUCGUUCCUACCGAUCUUCCUCAGGAGGCUCACAUGGUGAGAGAAUUUUCUCAUUUGGUUAAAGAGAUCAAAUUAAAUGGCUCCAAACCUGAGAAAAAUUGGCCAACCAUCACUCGAAAGACUCAACUGGUGCUUGAUGCAGUGAAGGUGUCACUCGAGCGAGGAUUCGAACCCGUUGAAGUAGGACUGUGAUUCCAAUGGUCUUUCUUCAUUUCUUGUUGCUUUAUGAUGCUAUCUAUGUAUUGGAACUUCAAUUUGUUGGUCUAUUAGUGUGAUCAUGUUCCUUUGCACUUGUAAAGGUUGGAAAGCUUUGCAUUGUCUUGAAGAGCUAAAAGCAUGGAGAGAAGUCAUUCCUUGAAGAUGAUUGCAUGGUUAAUUUGUGUCAAUUGUGUUUAUAUGUUGUUCAAAUGUUCUUGUAAUAAAUUUAGAGUCUCCAAUUUGGAAGUUUAGAUUUUGGAUUUCAAACAUGGCAGGAAUUUUGUUAAUUUUAUCUUCAUAAUGCUUAAAUUUAUUAUGAAUCAAAA